Messenger RNA from Ilyonectria robusta, 1389 nucleotides. RefSeq names its product acyl transferase/acyl hydrolase/lysophospholipase. NCBI's taxonomy places the organism in Eukaryota, Fungi, Ascomycota, Sordariomycetes, Hypocreales, Nectriaceae. The transcript has 3 exons. The coding region runs from base 1 to 1389 and encodes 462 amino acids. Gene Ontology annotation, biological process: arachidonate metabolic process. Gene Ontology annotation, cellular component: membrane. The record is from RefSeq and is a predicted model, not a curated record.
AUGGAGCGUAUUCAAGAGUUGAUCGAAGAGGAAGGCAACGAUCCUAUUGCGUGCGCCUUGACGGAAGAAAACGGAAACCAGUCGCGGUGUUCUGAACAACCCCAGCUCUUACCAUGUUACUUCUUCGACUAUAUGGUAGGCACGAGCACAGGAGGCCUCGUUGCCGUCAUGCUAGGGCGACUCAGGAUGAGUGUCGAUGACGCAAUCAAGGCAUAUUGGACCCUUGGAAACGACAUAUUUCGACCUCGUCUAUAUCGAUAUUUUCGGCUCCAUGGUGCAGAAAGAUUGGAGAAGGCAGUCAAACGAGUCACACAACAAAAUUGUGGCAGCCAUGGGAAGGGGGAACAAUGUUCAGGAGUUAGUGAUCUUCUAAGGCAAUACGACUACGCGGAGGAGGGUGACACUACUUUCCGGGAACAUCCUGAGCGUCAGAAUUUUACGUGCAAAGUCUAUAACCACAGCGAACGGUUCGAAAAAGAGCCCAAAGAAUACAAUCCCGGCCUUUUGGGUCGCUCGAACACCAAAAUAUGGCAGGCCUGCCGCGCAACAUCUGCAGCACCCUUCUACUUCGACAGCAUUAGUAUCGGGCCUAACGAGUUCAUCGACGGCGGCGCCGGUAACAACAACCCCAGCAACAUCGCUUGGAAUGAAGCUCUGUGGAUGUCAAACCCCCUUGACCCUGUCAAGGGCAGAGUUGCUGCGUUGGUCAGCCUCGGCUGUGGCGAAAAAGAGUCCAUAGGCCUGUUUGGCAGCCCAUGGACUCUCCGCUUUCUCAUCAACUUCGUGAAACGCGCGAAAGGGGAGGUAACCAACACAACAAUUGCUCAUGAUGAGACACGCGGCCUUGCUCAACAGAGUGGCUCGGACUACUUUAGGUUCUCUGUUCCGCACACUGAGAGCGGUCGCUUCCAAAAUGGUCUCGCAGGGGUGAGCCUUGGUGACUGUAAGCGGGAGCCAAAGAAGAGUGCGUGGAAUUCAAUCAAGAAGCAAAUGAAACCAGUCAAUAAGCAAGGUUCCUGGCCUUCCCUACACUCUGAAAGGAUCGCUGAUCGGCCGGGAUGGUAUGCCCAACUGCAAAAAGAGGCUACACCGCAAAGACCGCACCGCAAGAAGGGCGACUUCAAACCCGACAAAUACACUUACACGUCUUAUGACACCAUAUUCGACGGUACGGCGGCAUAUUGUGCGUCUGGGGAGGAAAAUCUGGGAGUGGCAGAGGAGAUUAACAGGUGCGCUGUCGUUCUGCUGAGUCGCGCACGAGAUCGCCAGAGACAUGACCCUGAAAGAUGGAAGUGUUUUGUGAGCCACCCAUGCCCACACCACCGAUUACACUUGGUAUCAAGUAGACGACCAAGAAAAGCGGAAUAUAGAUCAUCUGUAGGUGGAUGA